GAUCACCUAUUUAGUAAAGGUUCUUACUGCGGUCAUGUAAUUGGUACGCAACCAGUAGAAGUAAUACCAGCGAAGAUUCUCAUCAACGAGCAUAAAAUGCGGGUCUAUCAGUUAUUUAAAACCAAGGUUUUGCAAUCACCAGGGUUAUUUAUGAAUUUGAAUAAAUUACGCGACAAAUAUUUUGUUGCACCACCGCGCCGAAAAUGCCUUGAACAGAUUGACGAUAUAUACUGUCACCACUACUUUAAACGCUGCUUCAUCGAUUCCUGGGGAUCCCAGAUGCUUUGUAGAGAAGCAUGCGAGGAAUUAAUUUUUCAAGUCUGUGAUCGUGAGUUUAAGGAAGCCUCAGAUUUCAACAAGGGGCGCGAUUCCCGCAAGGAUUUUUUUGGAUUCUAUUGGGACAUCAUCGACUGCACAAGAUUACCAUUUCGGAAUGAAUCCAACAACUGUUAUUAUCCAGACAAGGUCCGAGGUAGGUAAUACUAAGAAAGGGCUGUAUUAACGAUCCAAGCUCAUUAACAACCUAUGUAACAACCUAUGUUACUGCACUGCUAUAGACCGUUUUUAAGUAGAAACAAAACACCAUGAUCACUUUUAUUUGAUUUUGACAUGUCAAUUUCGUGCCUGUGCAUGCAGCGAGAACUCUGCUUUUAUCAUCCAAAGGAAAAGGAAAGAAAUUGGAUUUUUCUAGAGUGACGUUUUCAGGAGUCGGUGUCACGCUACAUGGUGUAUGACAUUCACGGACGUCUCUUGAGCUGAUCGAAUAAGGAAAACGACAUCUAUAAACGAAAUUAUAGCGGAGCUCCACACGCGCGCGAAGAGCGCGCGUGGGCGGAGCCCCAUAGCUAAGGUAAUCUACCCAUCCCAGAAAAUUUGGUAAUCACGUGACCGACCGAGCGACCUUCCGUCCGCACCACAGGCAUACCAAUGUUUACUCUCACACCUUCUAGCUACUUUGGGAGCCCAGGAGGAAGCUUAUUGCACAUCAAUGUUGUCAUCAAUUGAUGGCUGUCAAAACAGGGUAUCCGCUGACCAGUAUCACCUGACUGUAUCGUGGGUUCAGGUGUCGACCCAUCAAGGUGGAGUAUUUUUUUGAAGUUAUCCGCUGACUAUUUAUUCGUUUUCAAAUGAUUGUAGGCUCACGUUUACUUUUUUUUAAAAUAGAUAUCAAAUAUGUUGUGUUUAUGUCAGUAUCGCCCCGCACCAUUACGAUUUUGAUUUCAAACUGACCUCAGACGCAAAAUUUCAGCCAGUUUUUUUAAAAUACAGGCGGGGAAGACCUUUUCUUACCAUGGUCACGUGUUGGUCACGCUCCACAUCCAGUUUUUAUGCUCUGAUUGGUUAAAAUUUGACAGGUGAGUUCAUGCGUAAAAUUUAUGCAGCAUCUUGAAAGUUGUUUACUUUGACAGCUGAAGCUGACAGAGUUUUGAGUCAACUUGUGAUGUUUUUUACUGUCUUUUUCCACUGGAUGUACAAAAUGAAAUACAGCUGCUAUCAAGAGUGUUCUAUUAUUCAUGGCUGGUUUGUUUAUUGGGUUUUUGGUUGAGAAAUGCGACGCUUGCCAAAGCCGAUAAUCCGAUUUCGGAUGGCAUUGUUUUUGUUUUUCACCUUGCUGGAUGCGUGCGAGAAUUAUGAAGGCUCAAGCGAUCCUUGCCUUACUUGAUAGCUUUCAGGAGCUGCAUCUAGAAUUAUGGUAAGCCUAAGUAAUUAUUGUAUUUAUAUCUAAUUUCAUGAAGUCCAGCGGCGCAGUUUAUGAAGCUAGUUUAUGCACGUUUGUAUUAAGAUUUGACUGAGACACUGAUCUGACCUAGUAUGAGGUUUGAUAUAAGCUUAAGCUUACAGAACUUUAAAAAGCCUUUAGUCGGUAUUCAUUCACCGUAAAUAGAAAGAAAAGACUUUCCGAAGAAUAUUUAGUUAUAAUUUUGGCUGUGGAAAGAAAGCUUUGAGCGAUUUUCUUGUCCUGAGUUCAUCUUUGAAAACAGCAAACAGGCCCGGGAAACCGGCGGCUUAAAACAUAAACUUAAUCUUUAAGCUUACUAGUAAAGACUUGAGGAUUCUUAGAGACACUUAAAUACUCAUUUGUUUUCGUGAAUGAAAAUUGUUGUCUCUGUAAUUGUUCUACCGAAUUAUAUUUCUUUAUUGAUUAUUGGUAGUCUCAAAAGUGUGAUUUUCAUCGCCUUGCCGUUUGUUUUCAGUCGUUCAUAAACAUCGCUUGCAGGAGUAAUCAAAAUGCCGAGCGUAUCAAACGCUUUUUAAGGUUACACAUCGUUAUAAAACCAUGAAUAAAAAAUAGACUCAAUAAAUUCUUUAUCACUUUGAAGCGUAACUCUUAAAAUUUCUUCGCAAAUUUGGCGCUUGUCAAAAGUUAGAACCGGCUAGCCGUAUAGGUGAUUUUGGAAAUUUUUUGAACAGUUUCGCUGAUUAAAAAUACACGCGUGCUUCGAUGGUCCUGAAUAUUGAAUGAAUGCAAUUUGUCUUGAAAAAUUGUGAAAAACUGCGUUUUGUACGAGGUCUGAAUGAUAAAAACAGCGCCUCAUAGUACUCUUUCUCCUCAGAUGUGGUGUAUUAAAAAAAAUAAUAAUAAAAGGUUGGUUUGCACGCACCCAGAUUUAUUGGCAAGAAUUUGUAAAUUUGUCCAUCGCAAAAAAUUCGGCCUGAUUUGUUCUUAUCUACUGUGAUCAAGAGCCAUUAUUGCUCUUAAAUUUGACCGUACACCUUUUUGGGUUUAAAUAUAAGGCUAUAUCAACUCGAUACAAGAUUUGUUUCACUCCAAAAUCACUUAACUUUUCAAUGGGAGCUUCGCUUUUAGCCGUGGCUAAAUCUAUAUAUUACAUAAUCCCUAUUAAUCCUUCAUUUCUUGCAUUUGUCCUCUUAGACGAACUCAACGUCCUCAAGAGUGAAGGUAAGAUUAACCAACUGUCCCGUAAACCUGUUGAUAAAAAGACCUUUUCAAUGAUUAUUCAGGCAUUCGAUAAGAAAUAAAUAAUGUAAGACAGUAUGCAUAAAUCAGGCUCUUUUCAUCUCUCCACCUCUAGCCUGCGUGACAGGCGUUUGAAAGGGAAGGGAAGUGGAGUUUUAGACGCGAGUAACACAGACUGGUCAUUGCGCCUCUUUACUGACAAUGAACAACUACAGUAAACUCCAAGUGAAGCGUACCUUCAUAGAUUCUACUGAUGUGUAAAAGUGCUGUCACGCUACUUUCUCUGUUUUUAAAAAACUAAAACUGACGUCUUAGACUUCGCAUCAACUGAAUUCCAAAAAUAAUGAUUCACGUUUGUUGAUUUAAGGCUAUAUUUAGGCAUUGAAAGUGUUUCCUGUUUUCUUUUCCUGUCUUUUGUUGCAGCAGAUGGCAAGGACGGACAUGGAUUGAAACGUGAAAAAGUUGGCUCAACUUUUUCAAGUUUUGCUGCCGCCAUGCCUGCAAAAAUCGCCAAAAGAUAUUAUGAUUAGUGCUUCCUAGUAAAUUUUUUUUGAUAUCUUCUCCAAAAUUCUACAGGAGCAUUUUUCCUAUGGGUAAACUAAGGUAAUGCGUAAUGAAUUUAGCACAAAAUUGACUUAACAAAGCAACAUCAUCGUGAAAUAGCCCCUUUAAGAGUAUUUCUUUUUGUCAACUCCUGAUCCCUUCCUCAUGCAGCCAGCUCAUUACGGGCCGGAGCUUCCUUGAGUUGACAGUGACAAGCUCAGCUACAGGCUGAAAAGUUGCUCUUAUUCGGCCGUUCUUGUCAACCUCUCAUCAUGAACAUGCAAAGUGGAUUUUUGAUUUUUUCAAAAUAUUUUUCAUUUUUCUCGUGCUUUAAUCAGUCAAAUAGUCAAGACCCCCCUGUCAAUAUACUCCUUGAGUAACAUACGACGUGGUACAUGCAAAUUUGUAGCCAUGUCCGCAACAGUUGUUGGGGUUCUCCUAAAUCGACGAGUUUGUCAGUCUGUGAGCUCUAUACGUUACGGUCCUCGUAAUUCUUUUUGCCAUUAUUCAGUCUAAUUUGUCCCGUCUUCUUAUGGUUCUAAUCCAAGUCUUCUGAGUUCUAUCAGCUAUUAUCUGCUCUAGCUAACCCAUAACUUCAUGUUUUUUCUUGUUGCAGAUUGCUUCUAUGGAAACGGACGUGGCUAUCGGGGCAACGUAAGCACCACCAAAAAGGGCUACACUUGUCAGGCAUGGGAUUCACAGUGGCCCCACAAACAUGCGAUUAAUGGAUCCAUUUACGAGGAGGUCAGAAACAGCAGCAAUUAUUGCCGCAAUCCAGGAGGGUUUGGUUCGACAGGGACUUGGUGUUACACCACCAAUAUGAGCUUGCAGUGGGACUACUGUGAUGUACCUAAAUGCUCCAAUAAAAGUAAGUGGCUUAUACUGACUCAGUUACUUUAUUGUUUUAACUAAGCUUGCCCUGCAAGAGUUACGUACUGAACAAGUCAGCAAGUGUCACCUGCGAUCGCAUAAUGGUGUCUACAGCUGUACAUGUGAACAUAACGACAGAGAGUAUUUCCUAAAUGCUGUCUUUUAAAACAAAAAUAAAAACAUUUAAAACGGACUUAAGUGGCAAAUAAACGGCGCUUGUAUACUUUUGGAAGCACUUCAAAGCCCCCAGUUUUGAAAUUUCAGUCUUGCCCCUAAAAGGGCAUUUCGAUUGAGCCUAUUCCGGAAAAGGUCCUACUUUAAGGGAAAUUUUCACUGUAUGAUCUACAGAGAUGGCUACCAUACAAUAAUCCGAUGUGGUGUAGUAUUUUUUUGUAUGGUGACGAAAUUUCAAAAGAAGUGACUUGUAGCAGUUGUGUAAUUUUCUCUAAGUGAAGAGAUGUGAUACGAAGGUCAUAUUUUGCUCAUAACAUUGAUGAGGAUCAAAUUUUUAAAAUUGAAAGGGAAAGCAAUUUAGACAGCUUAAAAUUUAGGAACCAAGUCACCAUAAAGCACCAGUUUCCACAACGUUUACAGUUAACAAUGGGCGUUUUCAUGAAAAGUCAGUACGCUCAGGAUCAUAACCAGUACCAUAGAAAUAAUAGCUUUCUUACCAACGUUCAUGCUAGUAAAGCAUUUCGUCCACCCUGCCGCAGAACACAACAAACACACAUCUCGAUUUACCUGAUUAAUCCACGUAGUUUAUAGCAAAUAAUUGAAAGACACAUUCAUUUGGGUUCACAGACUCUGUGAAGUCUAUACCUUGCUUGUUAUCUACUACAACAACUCGUUUCUUCGCAAGUAAUCCCCACUUACGAUUUAUCACAGUUUGUUUCCUUUUUGCCUUUUUCAUUUAGCUCCAUCAAGCCCGCCGGCCGAUUUCAGGGGUCAUAAUCUGAGCUCAACAAGAAUUAAAGUCUUUUGGGGAGAUGUUCCAAAACAUUCUAUACAUGGAAUACUUAUCGGAUUCCAUGUGGCCUGUGAAAAGCUCGACUUCACUGACGAGCAUUUUGUCGACACCAAGUCUGAACAUCAUAACUGCGAGUUUACAGGAAUGGAAAAAUAUACUAAUUACAGCUGUCGGCUGAGAGCCUACAACAAUUUUGGAAAUGGUACAUGGAGUAAACAGCUUUUGAUUUCAACUGAUGAAGAUGGUAUGUGGAGAAUUCGCUUGGUUUGUUUGCUUCUGGAAAAAAAAAAUCCAUACAAAGAAACCAAUGGACAGAAAUAGCUCAGUCAGUGGCCUGAGAAAACAGCCGACAUUUGGCGACGCCAUCACUCAGUUUCCCCACCAAAUGACGUCUGAGAAAAGAGCGCAAAAAUUCCUUACUGAUGACGUGUCACUACUCAGAUCUGGGUAGCACUUCUGAUUGCAUUAUUGAAGAAAAUUUUUAGCCAACCAGAAGCACUACCCAGAUUUGGGUAGUGACGGGUCAUCAGUAUAGCAUUUCUGCGCUCGUUUCUCAGACUCCAUUUCACGNNNNAAAAAAAAAUCCAUACAAAGAAACCAAUGGACAGAAAUAGCUCAGUCAGUGGCCUGAGAAAACAGCCGACAUUUGGCGACGCCAUCACUCAGUUUCCCCACCAAAUGACGUCUGAGAAAAGAGCGCAAAAAUUCCUUACUGAUGACGUGUCACUACUCAGAUCUGGGUAGCACUUCUGAUUGCAUUAUUGAAGAAAAUUUUUAGCCAACCAGAAGCACUACCCAGAUUUGGGUAGUGACGGGUCAUCAGUAUAGCAUUUCUGCGCUCGUUUCUCAGACUUCAUUUCACGGAAAACCAGUGGUGGCGUCGCGAAAUGUUGGCUGUUUUCUCAGGUCUUAGUCUGAGUAGAGCACUGGUCUGUAGAGCCUGCUCAGGAGCUCGCGGUUUCGACCCUCGGGUCAGGACUAAGAGUCUCUUCAAAUGACUAAGAACUGACGCUGGUCCGAUGCUAAGGCAAACGAGAUGAGUCAGGUGUCUCUCGCUUAAGACGAAUGAAUUUGCUCAUCUAAGGUAAAUUCACGAGAGCAGUUGAGAGCAAGAGACGGUACACGAUUUGAACUAAUUGAAUAUCAAGAAGUCUGAAAAUGCCAAGGUUUUCUUGAGAUUGGGUUAGUAUGUGUAUAGGAAUGGGACUCAUCUAUAACUUACCAGUUGUUGCUGUAUCAAAACAAGAAAAGCAAGUUUUAAUUUGUUUUUGUAUUAAUUGGAAGCCCAAAUGUGGCAAAAAGCUGCAGGGUAUUAAUACGAUACUCUAAAAUGUUGUCUUCCAUCAUUCCAAAAGUUACUGUUGCGACUGUAAUUAUAGGAAUGAUCGCUUCCGUGUUAGAGGGAACAUGUCGGUAAGUCGGUUUUGAGAUUGCAUUUCAAAAUAGCAGGCGCAAAACGUCUCUCCUAGACUGCUUAGAGAUUUUAUUAUCUUUAUUUUUUAUGGACUAAAUUCCCUCAAAGGUUUUUUCACAAACUUUUCAAACCCUUUCUCCGCCAGAAGUUUUUUUUAUUCAGUGGCCGGUCACAAUUGACACGAGUCAAGACAACAUCAACGAGAUUUCUUCACUUUUUGGGUACAAACCGUAUAAAUGAGAUAGUUAAACAAUUACCAGUUUACUGCUCAAUCAUAAAACCUGGUUAGUUUAAAAUCCAAGAUGGAGGCCAAUAUAGCGACUAUUUAGGGUGACGUUUUUGCUUCACACGUUGUGAAGAUAACAACAGACCAUCUACUAAACGUUUGUACUUUUCCCCUCCCCUUUAACCACGGCUGGAGUGUGGAUUUGUCAACAUGCAAGAGUUGAUAGGGAAGUCACUUGUCCAUUGUCGAGGUAGGCACACUUAUUAUAAGUAAUCUUAAUUCACCUUUCUAUCUAGUUCCAGACCGCCCUCCUGAAGAAAUAUUAGCAAAAAGCCUUGGAAAGGAUGUGGUGCAGCUUGAGUGGAAACCAGUCCUCCCGAAAUAUGCGAAUGGAAAGGUUCUUGGGUAUAAACUAAUUUACGGUGUCGUUAACAGCAUAUUGCGAGCUAACAGCAUCGUACCUGCACCAGGACAUCGUCUAAAGAUCGGUGGACUGAAACCCAACACGAACUACAGCUUCCAGAUUCUUGCAUUUACCUCAAAAGGCAACGGUGCGACCAGUACAAACUUCUUCGCUAAAACGUCUUCAGGUACACUGGAAAUCAUUGUUACAAACAAGUAA
This is a messenger RNA of Porites evermanni, 7562 nucleotides long. NCBI's taxonomy places the organism in Eukaryota, Metazoa, Cnidaria, Anthozoa, Scleractinia, Poritidae. The record is from the annotation of a GenBank genome assembly.